Messenger RNA from Lathyrus oleraceus (garden pea), 534 nucleotides. RefSeq lists its product as uncharacterized. The record is from RefSeq and is a predicted model, not a curated record. The transcript has 2 exons. Bases 1 to 534 code for a protein of 177 amino acids. Lineage: Eukaryota; Viridiplantae; Streptophyta; Magnoliopsida; Fabales; Fabaceae.
AUGACACAAAAUGUAUUAGAAACUCUUGCUCUAGAUAUUAAUAAUGUGAGAGGACAAGGAUAUGAUAAUGGAUCAAACAUGAAAGAUAAACAUCAAGGUGUACACAGAAAAUUAUUAGAUGUUAACCCUAGAGAACUAUAUACACCAUGUGGUUGUCAUAGCCUUAACUUGACACUUUGUGAUAUUGCAAGUUUAACUAUUAAAUCAUUGUCACAAACACGUUGGGAAAGUCAUGUGAAUAAUGUAUAUGCAAUUCAAUCUCAAACUUCAGAUGUAAGAGAAGCACUACUUCAACUAGCUGAACAAGAUAAUGAUCCCAAAAUUAAGAGUGAAGCUGAAUCUUUAGCAACUCAUGGAAUUGGAAACUUUGAAUUUUUAGUAGCUAUGAUUAUUUGGUUUGAAUUGUUAACUGUUGUUAAUGGAAUUAGAAAAAGUUUUCAAAAACAAGACAUGCGUAUUGAUGUGGCUAUAAAAUUAGUAAAAGGUUUGAUCAAGUAUUUCAAAAAAUAUAGAGAAUUGAUUUGUAAAUGUUAA